AUAGAUAACGAGAAUAUCAGAGAAACCUUAAGCUGGACCGAAGAACACGAAAGCUGCGAACUCAAAGAAAAAAAGCUAGAUUAGAUAGCAAAUUCUGAAAUUAGAAGAGGAGAAGAGAGAAAUGGAGUCGACGGAGUCGUCUUACAUGUCAUCACCAGAGGCGGCGAGGAAUAGAUCUCCGCCUCCGCCUAAAUCGCCGACAUCUGAUAAUGCAGAGAAGCCUACGUAUAUCAGGUUUCUUGUAUCGAAUGCUUCCGCUGGUUCUGUAAUUGGAAAGGGUGGCUCAACGAUUACUGAAUUUCAGUCCAAAUCAGGAGCUCGAAUUCAGUUGUCACGCAGUCAUGAAAUUUUUCCAGGAACAUCAGACAGGAUCAUUAUGGUCUCUGGAGCAAUUGAUGAUAUACUCAAAGCCAUGGAACUUAUCCUUGCAAAAUUAUUGAAUGAGCUUAAUAUCAAAGAUAAUGAUGAUGCUGAACCUAGAACAAAAGUGAGGCUAAUAGUUUCCAAUAGCUCUUGUGGCAGCAUAAUUGGGAAAGGAGGGGCUACCAUUAAGUCAUUUAUUGAUGGCUCCCAAGCUGGCAUUAAGAUAUCUCCACAGGAUAAUAACUUUUAUGGCUUGAAUGAUAGGCUAGUAACAGUGACUGGCACAAUAGAUGAGCAGUUGCGGGCAAUUGAUUUGAUUCUUUCAAAGCUUUGUGAAGACCCUCAUUAUUCACAGGCUAUGCAUACCCCAUUUUCAUAUCCAGUGACUUACAAUUCAAUGAGCUAUGCACCAAAUGGGGCUGGAGUGAAGUUUCCGAAUCACAAGGAGGAUCAUAGCAACUCCAUCACAAUUGGUGUUUCCGAUGAGCAUAUUGGACUGGUUCUAGGUCGUAGCGGAAGGAAUAUCAUGGAAAUUAGUCAGGUAAGCGGCGCCAGGAUAAAAAUAUCGGAUAGAGGCGAUUUCAUGUCCGGAACAACCGACAGGAAAGUCACAAUCAUGGGAUCAGAAAGAGCAAUUCGUCAAGCUGAGUCAAUGAUAAAGCAGAAGGUGGCAAACUCCACUGAGAGGGUGAUGGAUUAGUCUUCCGGUUAUCAAAAGAUUCGAAACCAUUAUUGUCGAGUUUUCCGACUUGCUCACAUAGUUUGACUGAAAACGUAUUUGCAUUCAUUGGCAUGCAAUGAGUUGUUGACAGAGAUGUAAGAGCAGGAAGGGGAAUUUUUUUUUAUCGAGCGGAGCUCUUAUUUAGGUAUUUUUCGAAACAUGCAAACUAAUUUUCUUGAUUGAAAAAAUAAAAACACAAAAAGAAAAAUUAUGUUA
This is a messenger RNA of Hibiscus syriacus, 1300 nucleotides long. Its product is annotated as protein BTR1-like. The transcript has 9 exons. Gene Ontology annotation, biological process: regulation of gene expression. The record is from RefSeq and is a predicted model, not a curated record. Gene Ontology annotation, molecular function: mRNA binding. The coding region runs from base 122 to 1063 and encodes 313 amino acids. Lineage: Eukaryota; Viridiplantae; Streptophyta; Magnoliopsida; Malvales; Malvaceae. Gene Ontology annotation, cellular component: cytoplasm; cytosol.